AUGCUAUCAGCAAUCGGCCUGUCCCCGAGGUGUUUCACUGCAAUACCGCUCAACCGGAGCCUUCAAGCCUCGCUCACUCUGCUCUCCGCCGCGCUCGCAAAUGCGCCGGACGCAGCGCUUGCAAGUCCGCCGUCCGCCCACCUCGCGCUUGCAAGUGCGCAGCCCACCGCGCUAGCAAGUCCGCCGGCCCUCGCGCUUGCAAGUGCGCCGCCCGCCGCGCUCGCAAAUGCGCCAGACGCGGCGCUCGCAAAUGCGCUGAACGCGGCGCUUGCAAGUGCGCCGGCCCACCGCGCGGAACGUCCGACCCCUCCUUCGCCCAACCCCCGAGCGGGAGCCGCCAACGCGGUCUCGCUGGGGGAUGCCUCCUUCGCCUCCCACCCUGGCACCCCCCCUCGACUUGCCCCGAGUGCGAGCCGCCAACGCGGUCGCACUCGGGGUCACCUCUCGCACUCGCGCCCCGCCCCGCCCCGCCCGCCUUCGAUCAACCCCGAGCCCGAGCCGCCAACGCGGUCGGGCUCGGUGUCGCAUCCCGCCCCCCGCGCCCGCCUCCGACCAGCCUCUCGCCAGCCUCUCGCCCGCCUUCUCACCCGCCUCCCCGCCUCUCGCCCGCCUCCCCGCGUCUCUUCCCCCGCGUCUCACCCGCCUCCCCGCCUCCCCGCCUCCCCGCCUCCCCGCCUCCCCGCCUCUCGCCGCCUUCUCGCCG
Molecule: messenger RNA, 703 nt
Organism: Punctularia strigosozonata HHB-11173 SS5
Lineage: Eukaryota; Fungi; Basidiomycota; Agaricomycetes; Corticiales; Punctulariaceae
Exons: 2
Source: RefSeq, a predicted model, not a curated record